Molecule: messenger RNA, 633 nt
Organism: Scophthalmus maximus (turbot)
Lineage: Eukaryota; Metazoa; Chordata; Actinopteri; Pleuronectiformes; Scophthalmidae
Product: peptide Y
Exons: 4
Coding region: 137-433 (98 amino acids)
Biological process (GO): neuropeptide signaling pathway; feeding behavior
Cellular component (GO): extracellular region
Molecular function (GO): neuropeptide Y receptor binding; neuropeptide hormone activity
Source: RefSeq, a predicted model, not a curated record
CGAGGGGUGUGGUCAAGUGUGGCUCAGUGCGCAUCAGGUAUCAUCACCAUCAUCAUCCCUCACGAUAUAUAAUCCUGCCAACCGAGAGGAGAGCGGCAACAGCGGAGCGACUCCACCAACAGACAACUGUCAAAAAAUGGCCAGCACGUUGAGGUCGUGGAUGAUGUUCGCAGCGCUCGUACUUUGCCUGCUGGUGUGUUGGAGCAGCUUGGCGGACGCCUACCCUCCCAAACCGGAGAGUCCGGGGAGCAACGCCUCACCGGCCGAGUGGGCCAAGUACCACGCAGCUAUCCGGCAUUAUGUGAACCUCAUCACCAGGCAGAGGUAUGGGAAGAGGUCAACCCCCGAGCAGGCGGUGGCGGCGUGGCUGAUGUUCGGGGCUGAUUCGAGCCAAGACACUGAACCACGCUUGGACUACAGCGACCAAUGGUGAAAGACUUCCCAAUAUUCCAUUUACCUACAAUCAGAAAAAAAUGUCGAGACAACCUGCACUGGACUUUGUGACUCUUGCAUUUUUAAUUACUCAUUAAUGUGCAUGCAAAAUGUUUGUUGAGCAAAAAUGUAAAUAAUUUGUAUUAAAUCAAUGACUUUACAAUAAAGACUGAAUGGAAUAAAUGGAAUCAAAAUAUCAAA